AAGUCUAUGCAUAAACUCACUUCACACUUCAAAACCCAGAGAACGAAACAAAUCAAAUCAAAAGAAAACAUCUCUCUCUAAAAUUAAAUGGAGAAUUUGUGCUUAUAAUCAAAUCCAUGGAGAAGAAAGAGGAUAAUUCAACUGAAAACGCAUCACUUUCCGAUCAGAAUCAUCAGAUGAUUCCAUCAAACAGUUUUUUCAUGGCAAAUAGCAUAUUUGACAUGCCGUGUGAGGUAGAUCAGAAGGGUUCUUUAGGCUUAAUAGACAUGCUGAAUGUUCAAGAUUUUACUAGCCCUUCUAUAUUUGAUUUACUUCAAACGCCGCCGGUGAUUCCACUACAGUCACAGCUACUUCCAUCACCGCCUUCGACUGUUCCGGAAUCGUCUGAAGUGGUCAACACACCGGCCAGCCCGAAUUCUUCGUCUAUGUCUUCAUCUUCAACUGAAGCUGCUAAUGAUAAACAGAGUAAAACUGUGGAAGAAGAAGAAGAAAUCGACCAAGAAAAGACCAAAAAACAGUUGAAACCCAAAAAGAAGAACCAAAAGAGGCAAAGAGAACCGAGAUUUGCGUUCAUGACAAAGAGUGAAAUUGAACAUUUGGAUGAUGGAUACAGAUGGAGAAAGUACGGCCAAAAGGCUGUGAAAAACAGCCCCUUUCCUAGGAGUUAUUAUCGUUGCACUAGUACAGCAUGUGGUGUGAAGAAAAGAGUUGAAAGAUCAUUUGAGGAUCCAUCCAUAGUUGUCACAACCUAUGAAGGUACCCACACACACCCGUGUCCUAUAACUCCUCGUGGAAGCUUUGGAAUUUUGUCGGAAAACACCUCUUAUGGUGGUGGUGGUGGUGGUGGUGGUUGUUCUUCUUUCACCAUACCUCAAGUGAUUCAUUACCAAAACCAACAGCAUCAAAUUCAGCAACAACCCUAUUUCCGUAAUUUGGCACCACCUUUGAGUUUCACCUAUGCUAAUUCCUUAGUUCCUCCACCACAUCAAGAAAGACCUUUUUACCCCUCUGCAGCUCCUUUAGCCAGAGACCAUGGACUUCUUGAAGAUAUGCUACCUUCACGAAUUCUAAAGGAGACAAAGGAGGAGUAAAAGGGAAAUUCACCUUACUGUGGAUCUUGGUAUGUUAUUUUCCUACUGACAAAAGAAGUAAUUGGGAUUUUCUUUAGGCAUAAGCCCUCUUCAUUUUCACGUAGAAAUCCAUUAUUUUCAUGUAAAUUACUAGCUUUUAGCUCAUGGAGGUACUAGUUUGUUGAUUAAUUAAUUUUCUUGCUUAUUUCUUGUACUUCAUUAAAUUCUACUAAUAUUUAAGAGUGCUACUUAAUUUUCUCA
This is a messenger RNA of Olea europaea var. sylvestris, 1331 nucleotides long. Its product is annotated as probable WRKY transcription factor 48. The record is from RefSeq and is a predicted model, not a curated record. The coding region runs from base 117 to 1091 and encodes 324 amino acids. Gene Ontology annotation, molecular function: DNA-binding transcription factor activity; sequence-specific DNA binding. Lineage: Eukaryota; Viridiplantae; Streptophyta; Magnoliopsida; Lamiales; Oleaceae. Gene Ontology annotation, biological process: regulation of DNA-templated transcription. The transcript has 3 exons.